Messenger RNA from Miscanthus lutarioriparius, 774 nucleotides. The record is from the annotation of a GenBank genome assembly. Lineage: Eukaryota; Viridiplantae; Streptophyta; Magnoliopsida; Poales; Poaceae.
AUGGCGGCCAACUUCUGGACGUCGUCGCACUGCAAGCAGCUGCUGGAUCCCGAGGAUGUGGACCUGGUUCCGGCGGCGGACCGGGAGCGGGGCAUCACGCCGGAGGAGUUCCGCCUCAUCAAGAUCCAUAUGUCGUUCCAUAUCUGGAGGCUGGCACAGCAGGUUAAAGUGAGGCAAAGGGUUAUAGCUACAGCAGUCACUUACUUCAGGCGUGUGUAUACAAGGAAGAGCAUGUCAGACUAUGAUCCUCGUUUGGUUGCACCUACCUGUUUGUAUUUGGCAUCUAAGGUGGAGGAGAGCACAGUGCAAGCCCGGCUUCUUGUCUUUUACAUAAAAAAGAUGUGUGGUUCCGAUGACAAGUAUCGGUUUGAAAUUAAGGAUAUUCUUGAAAUGGAAAUGAAGCUUCUGGAAGCUCUUGACUAUUAUUUGGUUGUUUUCCAUCCAUAUCGUCCUCUCUUACAGUUAUUGCAGGAUGCUGGCAUAACAGAUCUGACACAAUGUGCCUGGGGCCUUGUUAACGAUACAUACAAGAUGGACCUUAUCCUCAUAUACCCUCCCUACAUGAUUGCACUGGCCUGCAUAUACAUAGCAAGUGUUCUGAAAGACAAGGACACCACAGCAUGGUUUGAAGAGCUCCGUGUUGACAUGAACAUAGUUAAGAAUAUCUCUAUGGAAAUAUUAGACUUCUAUGACACCUACAAGAUUGAUCCUCAAAGGGGCAUCCCUGAGGAUAAGAUAAGCCCCGUGAUGAACAAGUUGCCGGCGAAGGCUUAA